Messenger RNA from Arabidopsis thaliana (thale cress), 1509 nucleotides. RefSeq names its product F-box/RNI-like/FBD-like domains-containing protein. The transcript is spliced from 3 exons. The record is from RefSeq and is marked reviewed. The coding region runs from base 1 to 1509 and encodes 502 amino acids. NCBI's taxonomy places the organism in Eukaryota, Viridiplantae, Streptophyta, Magnoliopsida, Brassicales, Brassicaceae.
AUGGAGGAAAAUAUAGAGAAAAGAAUAUGCGUCGAACAGCUUGCAAUAGAGGAUCUGAUAAGCAAAUUACCGGAGGUUUUGCUAUCUCAGAUACUCUCGUAUCUUCCGACAAAGGAUAUUGUCAGGACAAGUGUUUUGUCCAAGAGGUGGAAAAGUGUCUGGCUUUUGAUUCCCGGGUUGGAUUUGGACUCUAGUGAGUUCCCACAUUACGAUACCUUUGUGGAUUUUAUGAACGAAUUCCUAUUUUUCUCUAGGGAAGAGAAUCCAUGCUUGCACAAGCUCAAGCUAAGUAUUCAGAAGAAUGAGAAUGAUCCGUCUUGUGUCACGCUAUGGACAGACUGUGUGGCUAGGGGUAAACUUCAGCAUCUUGAUGUUGAGUUUGGUGGUCGCGUAAUGGAGCGUGAGUUUUGGGAAAUGAUGCCCCUAAGCCUCUAUAUCUGUAAGACGCUCCUUCACUUGAGACUCUAUCGGGUAUUGUUGGGUAACUUUGAUCAGUCUGUUGAUUCUUUACCUAGUCUCAAGAGCAUGUGUUUAGAAGAAAAUGUAUAUUCUAAUGAGGCGAGUCUGGAGUCGCUUAUCUCGUCUUGCCGCGUUCUCGAAGAUUUGACCAUUGUUAAGAUAGAUGAUAACGUAAGGUUUUUACGAGUGCAUUCUCAAUCAUUAACCAGUCUAAGUGUAGGAUAUAAAUCAUAUUAUCCUGGUGAGAUAUAUUAUUAUUAUGAUAGAGAUAGAGGGAACUCGGGACUUGUGAUUGAUGCCCCUAGACUCAAGUAUUUGACUUUCAACAAUGACCAAUCGAAAAGUAAAACCAUAAGCAAUUUAGGUUCCUUAGUUAAGGUCACUAUUCUUGGCCCCAUAAAGAUUUCAAGGGUAGUGGGCUGUACGGAGCAACAAAUGGCCCAUAAGUUUCUCACGGGCAUCUCAAGAGUUAGGUAUCUCAUCGUCUCUGAAGAUAUGAUGGAGGUCAUCAGUUCCUACUUGAAAGAAGAUUCAUUGCCACAGUUUGGCAACUUGUCCUAUUUGAAAGCAAGUGUUUGGUUAUCAUCCUUUGACUUCCUGGACAUCCUGCCAAAGCUUCUUGAAAGCUGUCCGAAUCUAAAAUCCAUCGUCUUGGAAACAACUUGUAUAGUUGAUCGUACGAAAGCUACGGUAGAAAGGAGAGUCUCGUCUGUGCCUGAGUGUUUGUUGUCAUCGCUGGAGUUUGUAGAGAUAAAAAACAGAAUCUCGGUAGAUGAUGGUGCAUUGGAAGUUGCAAGGUACUUUGUAGAGAACUCUGUGAAUCUACAGAAAGUUGUUCUGCGUUUGGCAUCUUCCUUUCUAAGACGAGGAAAUCAAGCUGUCUUGAAGGAUAUCCUUGAAUUGCCGAGGCGAUCUAGCAUGUGUCAGAUCGAAGUCUUUAAUGCGCUAAACGGCCAUGCUCUUUGUUUUCGCAAAAACAAAAUAACCGGCCGUGUUUUCUUAGACUAUUUUGAUGUUGCUGAAUCCUAUUAUGGUGCCAUUGUGAGUUAA